AUGGCGCCACGCAAGCCAACGAUCAAGGGCGCAAAGUCACCGUCUCCCAAGAAGGCAAACGAUUGCGUGGUUAAGCGACCGAAGCGCGGGUACCACAAGUUCAAAAAUGGGCUGCUCAAUGUCACACCAAAGGGCAAAGAGAAAGACCUCGUCAGGUCAAACCAGCAAUCACCGCUCUUGCGACUUCCACCCGAAAUGAGGAAUCGUAUCUGGGAGUACGCGCUCGGAGGCAUGGUGUUCAGGCAGGGCCAUGGGAGGAAAACGUGUCGCCAAAUCUACGCAGAGGCCGCUUUGAUCCCCUUCAAAGCCAACACGUUCUCGUUCUGGUCUUUCUGCGGCAUAGAAGGGCUCGUCAAGAAGCGGAAACGUAUUCAAUGCAAUCAGAUAUCUACAAUACAACUCGAGACCGGCGAAGCUACACGGAUGGGGGCGCUCUGGGGCGGGGUAUUGGGGCCAGCAUUGCCGAAUCUCUCUUCGCUACUUCCUGGAUUGCGACAUGUCAAUAUCCGCGCGCGGUUGUUCUCCAGUACCGACCAAGUCGACAAUUUCGUGCAGCAUUGGAGCAAGCGGAUCGAAGCUUUGCGUGGACACGUGGAAGUAACCUCCGAGGUGCACACGGGGGAUUCUCUAUACUGCGCGCAGUAA
This is a messenger RNA of Trematosphaeria pertusa, 645 nucleotides long. RefSeq lists its product as uncharacterized. The record is from RefSeq and is a predicted model, not a curated record. Lineage: Eukaryota; Fungi; Ascomycota; Dothideomycetes; Pleosporales; Trematosphaeriaceae. Bases 1 to 645 code for a protein of 214 amino acids. The transcript has 4 exons.